This is a messenger RNA of Zalophus californianus (California sea lion), 2632 nucleotides long. RefSeq names its product asporin (gene ASPN). The transcript is spliced from 9 exons. NCBI's taxonomy places the organism in Eukaryota, Metazoa, Chordata, Mammalia, Carnivora, Otariidae. The record is from RefSeq and is a predicted model, not a curated record. Gene Ontology annotation, molecular function: protein binding. Bases 443 to 1561 code for a protein of 372 amino acids.
AGAUUCUUUAUGGCAGGAGAGUUCCGGCCCUGCUAACCCACGGGAAACACCACUCUGAAAACAGGCUGGCCCCCAACUCUGGGCAUCAGGAGAUCCCCUGCAGCUACCUGCCACUAAUCUUCCAGUAGACGUCUAGAGUUUAGCUAGAAGUCUUGGCUACGAUACAAACAGUGAUGGAAAACACAUGAGCAGUAACAAGUUUUAAUCUGGCCCCUCAGUCCUACCCUGGGCUAAUCUGUGGAGGCAGCUUAUUCCAGUGUCAGCCAGGGUGCAGCCACACCACACUCGGCAGCGGCGUGCAGCUCACUUACCUUCUCACCUCUCCUUCAGCGGCACCUGGAGCAGCAAGACACAACAGAGAAGGAGUACAUGCUGGGAGCUUUGACCCUCAGGACUGACUCCCUCCCGACCAGUCCUAGGUUGGCCUCCUACACGAGACAACAUGAAGGAGUGUGUGCUCCUAGCGCUCUUGGCUUUAUGCUCUGCCAAGCCCUUAUUUCGUCCUUCGUAUGUGACGCUAAAGAACAUGAUGCUGAAGGACAUGGAAGAUGAAGUGGAUGGUGACCCUGAUGAUGACAACUCUCUUUUUCCAACAAGAGAGCCAAUUAACCCCUUUUUCCCUUUUGAUCUGUUUCCAACAUGUCCAUUUGGAUGCCAAUGCUACUCGAGAGUUGUACACUGCUCCGAUCUAGGUUUGUCCUCCGUCCCAAGCAACAUUCCAUUCGAUACUCAAAUGGUUGACCUUCAAAACAAUAAAAUUAAGGAAAUCAAAGAAAAUGAUUUUAAAGGACUCACUUCACUUUAUGCUUUGAUUCUGAACAACAAUAAGCUAACAAAGAUUCACCCAAAAGCUUUUCUAACCACAAAGAAGUUGAGAAGGCUCUAUCUGUCCCACAAUCAACUAAGUGAAAUACCAUUUAACCUUCCCAAGUCACUAGCAGAACUCAGAAUUCAUGAUAACAAAGUUAAGAAAAUACAAAAGGAGACAUUCAAAGGAAUGAAUACUCUACAUGUUCUAGAAAUGAGUGCAAACCCUCUCGAUAAUAAUGGGAUUGAACCAGGGGCAUUUGAAGGAGUGACAGUGUUCCAUAUCAGAAUUGCAGAAGCAAAACUGACCUCAGUUCCUAAAGAUCUACCAUCAACUUUACUGGAGCUUCAUUUAGACUAUAAUAAAAUUUCAACUGUGGAACUCGAGGAUUUUAAACGAUACAAAGACCUGCAAAGGCUGGGCCUAGGAAACAACAGAAUCACAGACAUCGAAAAUGGAAGUCUUGCUAACAUACCACGAGUAAGAGAAAUACAUUUGGAAAACAACAAACUAAAAAAAAUCCCUCCAGGAUUACAGGAGUUGAAAUACCUCCAGAUAAUCUUCCUUCACUCUAAUUCAAUCACGAAAGUGGGAGUGAAUGACUUCUGCCCAACAGUACCGAAGAUGAAGAAAUCUUUAUACAGUGCGAUAAGUUUAUCCAACAACCCGGUGAGGUACUGGGAAAUGCAGCCUGCAGCUUUCCGCUGUGUUGUGAGCAGAAUGAGCGUUCAGCUCGGGAACUUAAGAAAGUAGUUAUUAGUAUUAUCCAUUUAAUAUAAAAUGAAAAAAUUGUUACAUUUGGAAUACUUGAACUCUAUUAAAAAUGGUGGUAUUAUGCAAACAAGCAAAAGCUAUUCCUAAGUGGUAAGUCCACCGACUUACUCUAUGACAAAAAAUUUCAACAGAAUUUUGCAAAACUAUUGCUACAUCAGGAUUAAGAGAAACAUGCAUCUACUGCAGUUUCCUUUUGUAUACAAAUGGAUUUUACAUAAAUCUUAUGCUUGAACAUUCUUUUCUCAGUAACAAAAAAAACCACAUUCAGUAUUUAACACUUUGUUAUCAAGUACAUUUUAAAAAGAACUGUACUGUAAUUGGAAUGCUUGACUUAGCAAAAUUUGUGCUCUUUCAUUUGCUGUUAGCAAACCAAAACUGACAAGAAUGGUUACAUGAAGAGAACAUUAUACUAUAUUCUUAUUCUUUCUUUAAUAACUCGGGUAGUACUGUAAUGUUUCUGUUAAUGUUGAAGAAUGAUUUCAUAUAAUCUUAUUCAAAUUCUCCUAUCUUAGAGCUUUACUGUCUUUAUGUUUAACUCCUUAUAAUAAGGCCUUCCGUGUUUAUUAUCAAUUUGACAGAUGCUAUUCAUAACACCUGGUUUCAGACUAUAGCACAUGCUUUCUUAAUUUAAUUAUUACCUGAUUAUAAAACCUCUAUAAAAAUAUAUAGUGACUGUUUAUAUAAAAUCUGUAAUUCACGUUAUUAUCUCAGUUAUUAUAAGCUUUCAGUAGUACAUCAAUUGUUAGGUCAUACGACAACAUCACCUCAAAGCUAAGGAGUACUUUCAAGAUGUCCCUUGUAAGACCUUGGCUGGAAGAGCCUGGAAACUAUCCAUUCUACACAAACUGUUUACUCAACUAUGACAAACUAAACAACUCUGAAAAUACAGCUGGUAUAACUGAAGAGGCAGAGUCCUAAACAAAACACACAGAAACAAAAGGUCUGUACAAAAACUAAGCGUACCCUAUGUAUUUUUUAUUUACAUUCAACAUAGGCAAAGCUAGAAAAUUCAAAAAAAAAACAACAUUAAAAUAUUGGCUUGAAAUAAAA